AUGAACACCCCCAUAACUACCACCAGCCUCUCCUUUUAUCUCUUUCACUUGUGCCAGUGUUCACCUUCUUCUACGUGUCACCUGUACCAGUCUUCUCCCUUCUCCCCUCACCUGUACCAGUCUUCACCCUUCUCCCCUCACCUGUACCAGUCUUCACCCUUCUCCCCUCACCUGUACCAGUCUUCUCCCUUCUCCCCUCACCUGUACCAGUCUUCUCCCUUCUCUCCUCACCUGUACCAGUCUUCACCCUUCCCCCCUCACCUGUACCAGUCUUCUCCCUUCUCCCCUCACCUGUACCAGUCUUCUCCCUUCUCCCCUCACCUGUACCAGUCUUCUCCCUUCUCCCCUCACCUGUACCAGUCUUCUCCCUUCUCCCCUCACCUGUACCAGUCUUCAUCCUUCUCCCCUCACCUGUACCAGUCUUCUCCCUUCUCCCCUCACCUGUACCAGUCUUCACCCUUCUCCCCUCACCUGUACCAGUCUUCACCCUUCUCCCCUCACCUGUACCAGUCUUCUCCCUUCUCCCCUCACCUGUACCAGUCUUCUCCCUUCUCUCCUCACCUGUACCAGUCUUCACCCUUCCCCCCUCACCUGUACCAGUCUUCUCCCUUCUCCCCUCACCUGUACCAGUCUUCUCCCUUCUCCCCUCACCUGUACCAGUCUUCUCCCUUCUCCCCUCACCUGUACCAGUCUUCUCCCUUCUCCCCUCACCUGUACCAGUCUUCACCCUUCUCCCCUCACCUGUACCAGUCUUCACCUUUCUCCCCUCACCUGUACCAGUCUUCAUCCUUCUCCCAUCACCUGUACCAGUCUUCAUCCUUCUCCCCUCACCUGUACCAGUCUUCAUCCUUCUCCCCUCACCUGUACCAGUCUUCUCCCUUCUCCCCUCACCUGUACCAGUCUUCAUCCUUCUCCCCUCACCUGUACCAGUCUUCACCCUUCUCCCCUCACCUGUACCAGUCUUCAUCCUUCUCCCCUCACCUGUACCAGUCUUCACCCUUCUCCCCUCACCUGUACCAGUCUUCAUCCUUCUCCCCUCACCUGUACCAGUCUUCACCCUUCUCCCCUCAUCUGCACCAAUCUUCAUCCUUCUCCCCUCAUCUGUACCAGUCUUCUCCCUUCUCCCCCUCACCUGUACCAGUCUUCAUCCUUCUCCCCUCACCUGUAUCAGUCUUCUCCCUUCUCCCCUCACCUGUACCAGUCUUCACCCUUUUCCCCUCACCUGUACCAGUCUUCACCCUUCUGCCCUCACCUGUAACAGUCUUCUCCCAUCUCCCCUCACCUGUACCAGUCUUCAUCCUUCUUCCCUCACCUGUACCAGUCUUCUCCCUUCUCCCCUCACCUGUACCAGUCUUCAUCCUUCUCCCCUCACCUGUACCAGUCUUCUCCCUUCUCCCCUCACCUGUACCAGUCUUCUCCCUUCUCCCCUCACCUGUACCAGUCUUCAUCCUUCUCCCCUCACCUGUACCAGUCUUCAUCCUUCUCCCCUCACCUGUACCAGUCUUCUCUUUCUCCCCUCACCUGUACCAGUCUUCACCCUUCUCCCCUCACCUGUACAGUAUUCAUCCUUCUCCCCUCACCUGUACCAGUCUUCUCCCAUCUCCCCUCACCUUUACCAGUCUUCACCCUUCUCCCCUCACCUGUACCAGUCUUCUCCCUUCUCCCCUCACCUGUACCAGUCUUCUCCCUUCUCCCCUCACCUGUACCAGUCUUCACCUUUCUCCCCUCACCUGUACCAGUCUUCUCUUUCUCCCCUCACCUGUACCAGUCUUCUCCCUUCUCCCCUCACCUGUACCAGUCUUCUCCCUUCUCCCCUCACCUGUAACAGUCUUCACCUUUCCCCCCUCACCUGUACCACUCUUCUUCCAUGUCCCCUCAUCUGUACCUGUCUUCAUCCUUCUCCCCUCACCUGUAUCAGUCUUCACCCUUCUCCCCUCACCUGUACCAGUCUUCUCUUUCUCCCCUCACCUGUACCAGUCUUCUCCCUUCUCCCCUCACCUGUACCAGUCUUCUCCCUUCUCCCCUCACCUGUAA
Messenger RNA from Hyla sarda, 2034 nucleotides. RefSeq lists its product as uncharacterized. Bases 1 to 2034 code for a protein of 677 amino acids. The record is from RefSeq and is a predicted model, not a curated record. Lineage: Eukaryota; Metazoa; Chordata; Amphibia; Anura; Hylidae. The transcript has a single exon.